Verticillium alfalfae VaMs.102 is the source of this 1335-nucleotide messenger RNA. RefSeq names its product C6 zinc finger domain-containing protein. The record is from RefSeq and is a predicted model, not a curated record. The transcript has 3 exons. Bases 1 to 1335 code for a protein of 444 amino acids. NCBI's taxonomy places the organism in Eukaryota, Fungi, Ascomycota, Sordariomycetes, Glomerellales, Plectosphaerellaceae.
AUGCGCCGAGAAGGGGUUCUCCUGUCUUUACGUCAACCUCCCGCCUGCAGCAAGCGCCCGCCAGCGCGCGGCGGCCCAAUGUCCGAUGCGGCCAUGCCGCCUGCUCUUGACAGCUCACCGACGGAGACGGAGCUCGAUGCUAUGGGGGAUGCAGUCCGAUAUGAUAUCGACCUUGAUCCCAUGCCAGACUGCACACCCGGACCCCAAGCCAACAUAGACACAUUGCUCGACGAUGUCAACAUGCUGGGCGAUGCUCCGCUGUCUUUCGACUUGCCAAGUUUUGAUUUUAACAACCUGAUGAACUACAUGACUGUCGAUCAAGAAGGCGGCAGGAUGCAAUUAUGGCACACACAAGACGCUCCCAAGGCAACGACUGUCCGCCUCGCGACACCGCCGCCUUUGGACCGAACUCCUUACCAUUCCGCCAGCAUCGAAGGCGGUUCUCGCAUCGGCUUCGUGAUUUCUAGUUUCAAGGAUUUCCCGAUCCUGCUCGCCCGCGAGCGCGAAACACCCUUCCUCCAUCGCCACCUCUACCGCGCCCAGACCCCGCGUGCCAUGCUUACCGCAUACUCGGUCGCGACUGCAUACGCUAACCGUACCGACGCCAACAAGGCCUGGGCCUUCCGCCUGCUCUGUGAGGCUGCCGACGAGCUGGUCGGGCGGCCGGGCCGUAGCCAGCCAAAGGAUGAGGGAGUGCCGCAGGUCCCACAAUUAGAAAUGACAGUACCGGCCCAGUUUCUUACACCCAUGGACAAGCUGGCACGCACUCAAGCGCUUCUCAUCUACCAGCAGGUCCGCAUGUUCGAUGGUGAUAUCAGCCUACGCGCGCAGGCGGAGCACGACAUGGGCAAGCUCGAGGACUGGCUUGGCGAUCUUGAGAGGUAUCGCGAUAACCUCGCUGAGCAGUGGCUGCUCGAGGAGAGCACGCUCCGCGAGAGGCCGCCACGGUCUUGGGAACGAUGGAUAUUUGCCGAGUGCGUGCGCCGGACUAUCAUGCUCGGCGCCGCAUUCAUCGCCAUUGUGAGCAUGUUGAAGACGAUAGGCACGGGCGAGUCGCCCGACCCUAGCCAGUUCGCGGCCGUGCACCGGUGGACGUCGUCCAAGUUUCUAUGGGAGGCCGACUCGCCCCUCACCUUUAUGACGGCGUGGCGCGAGAGGCGGCAAUACAUUGUGCAGAACUUCUUCGUCGAGGAGCUGCCCAAGACGAUGAAGGCCGCCGAGUUGGAUAGCAUGACCAGGCUUCUACUGACGUCGUUCAUCGGUGUCGACGAGAUGGAGCAGUGGAUUAGCACCGGCGGGGUCUUCACCGAGAAUAUAGAUCACACAAGAAUGUGA